AAACAACAAACUCUCUCCCCAAAAAAAGCAAAACUCUCACACUCCUCUUGUUUUAGCUUUCUCCAUUUUUCAUACAAAAACUCUCUUUUCGAUCAUUUCAUUCUCCAAACACUCCCUUAAAAGCUCUGUUUUGCUCUUUUCUCUCCACGACUUCAGUGACUACAGAGUAUAUCCGUCAUAUUAGGACCACAAUGGUUGACGUUGACCGCCGGAUGACCGGUCUCAAUCCAGCACACGUUGCCGGGCUCCGCCGUCUAUCGGCUCGAGCGGCUGCUCCAUCUACCGCUACGUCACUCCCUGUUCGCAAUGGCCUUGAUUCCUUCUCUUCUCUGGCUAAUAAGGUCAUACACCACUUGAAGGAAUCAAAUGUUCAGGUUCAGCCAGGCCUGUCCGACGCCGAGUUCGCGCGUGCGGAGGCGGAGUUCGGUUUCGCAUUCCCUCCCGACCUUCGUGCCCUACUUUCCGCUGGUCUUCCCAUCGGUGCUGGAUUUCCUGACUGGCGCUCUCCCGGUGCUCGCCUCCACCUUCGUGCCUCUUUUGAUCUUCCGAUCGCAGCCAUAUCGUUCCAAAUUGCUCGCAACACGCUCUGGUCCAAAUCGUGGGGCCCUAGACCAUCAGACCCGGAGAAGGCAUUACGAGUUGCGAGAAAUGCACUGAAGAGAGCGCCACUGUUGAUACCGAUUUUCAAUCGUUGUUAUAUUCCCUGCAACCCUUCGUUAGCAGGAAACCCGAUUUUCUACGUCGAUGAGAACCGGAUCUUUUGUUGCGGGUUCGAUCUAUCCGAUUUCUUCGAGCGCGAAUCCUUGUCUGAGAGCUCCGAGUCGGACCAAAAAGUUCUCAAAAAGCAAAGAUCCUUCAGUGAAAAAUCGGUCUAUGCGUCGUCAAAAAUUUCUCGUAAAAGCCUUGAUGCAGGUCUUGCUGGAGCAAGGACACCGAGAUGGGUGGAGUUCUGGAGUGAAGCAGCUGUAGACCGGAGGAAGCGAAACUCGUCUUCGUCGUAUUCAUCAUCGCCGGAGCGGUUCUUUGAUAUGCCGAGGUCCGAAGUUCCAAAGUGGGUGGACGAGUAUAUCCAACAAAUCGGGUCGGUUUUAAGAGGAGGCGGAUGGAGCGAAUCGGACAUAUCGGAUAUAAUACACGUAUCGGCAUCCGGUUUUUUUGAGGGAGAGAUGGUUUUGUUAGACAAUCAAGCGGUUAGGGACGCGCUCCUUUUGAAAGCGGAUCGGUUCUCGGACUCCCUCCGGAAAGCAGGGUGGAGCUCCGAGGAGGUAUCGGAUGUCUUGGGUUUUGAUUUUCGAGAGGAGAAGGAAAGAAAACCGGUUAAGAAGCUGUCGCCAGAGCUGGUAGAGAGAAUCGGAAAACUGGCAGAAUCGGUUUCCAGGUCAUAAAUUUUUUUAUAUUUUUGGGCAAAAAUAUUGGAAAAAAAAAACAUUGGGAACAUCGUUGUUCUAUGAAACGGAGAGCAGCAUAGAUUAAUACAAAUGUUAAAAAAAAGGUAUAUAUGAAUCUCAAAUUACAAGAUGAAUUUGCAAAGUAGAGGAGUUGGAAUGACCUGAAAAAAUAAGAGGGGGGUCAAUCGAAGUGUUUUGUAAAGUAGAAUAAUUUUUUUUUGUACUUACCUUUUGGGAGAUUAAUAAAUUAUUGUUAUUGGGAUUAUUA
This is a messenger RNA of Tripterygium wilfordii, 1656 nucleotides long. RefSeq lists its product as uncharacterized. The transcript has a single exon. The coding region runs from base 192 to 1385 and encodes 397 amino acids. The record is from RefSeq and is a predicted model, not a curated record. NCBI's taxonomy places the organism in Eukaryota, Viridiplantae, Streptophyta, Magnoliopsida, Celastrales, Celastraceae.